Gigantopelta aegis is the source of this 363-nucleotide messenger RNA. RefSeq lists its product as uncharacterized. The coding region runs from base 1 to 363 and encodes 120 amino acids. Lineage: Eukaryota; Metazoa; Mollusca; Gastropoda; Neomphalida; Peltospiridae. The record is from RefSeq and is a predicted model, not a curated record. The transcript is spliced from 3 exons.
AUGACUUUCACACCAUUGCUGACCAUUUUAUUGGGUUACAAGAGUUUCGGGGACAUCCGGCCGGAAAUGAUCGCUGCGGUGAUGGUGACUGUAGUGCUGGUGGUGAUUGUAGUGGUGAGUGUGGUUGUGAUGGUGAUUGUAGUGGUGAUGGUGAUUGUAGUGGUGAGUGUGGUUGUGAUGGUGAUCUGUAGCGGUGAUGGUGAUUGUAGUGGUGAUGGUGAUUGUAGUGCGGUGAUGGUGAUUGUAGUGCUGGUGGUGAUUGUAGUGGUGAGUGUGGUUGUGAUGGUGAUUGUAGUGCUGGUGGUGAUUGUAGUGGUGAGUGUGGUUGUGAUGGUGAUCUGUAGCGGUGAUGGUGAUCUGUAG